AUGGGCAAGAGAGGAAGUCAGAGAGAGAGAGGAGGAGUAAGGAAAGGGACCGGAAACUGCCUCACAAAAGAUGCAAAAUCAGCGCUCAAAUUGUUGGUUGGUAAUUCAGAGAUGCCUGCCAGUGAGCAGGAAUCAAACCAAGACACAGGCCCUUCCUCAGGACAUCCUGGACACCAGGACAGACCUUCAUUUACUCAGUUCUUACCAAAGGUGCUUCAGACAAUCAUUACCAACUUCAUCAACAGGUUAAAAGAUCUUCGUAAGCAUACCCUGUGCCUUCAUGAAUCUAGCUGUGUUUACUACUCCAUUGAGGCUUUCUUUAGGAGAUUUUUCCUAGGCUAUACAAUCCAGGGGUUUAUCAAUGUCCUCAGGUCUUUAUCCAGUGCCUUCAGCAAUCCUUCUAACAUCCCAAAGGCACUGUAUCACAAAGAUAACUUCUCUCUAGGUCUCUUCCUAGGUUUCUACUCAGGUCUAUUCAGGAGCGUCAGCUGUCUCCUGCGAUGGUUACGGAACAAAGACAGUCCCGUACAUGGUCUUCUAGCAGGUUUCAUAGCUGGACUAUCAACCAUCUUCUAUAGAAGCAAAACACUUUCACUCUAUGUAUUAUCAAAGGCUGCUGAGAACAUAUUCUUCAAACUUCAGGACUUGAAGUAUCUUCCCAUCAUCCCUCAUGGUGAUUCCCUUCUCUAUGCACUUGGUACAUCUAUCGUCCUGCAGGCUGCCGUGUUUGAGCCUCAUCAAAUUAGGCCAGCUUACUGGAAGUUCCUUCUUGGUCUAACAGGAAACAAAUUUGCCCAGAUGAACCGUAAGCUGUUGGAUGCUAGCGGAUCGCAAGCCUCUAAACUCGAUCCCGAUUACUGGCCGAAAUAUGAUACAAGAUUCACACCUAACCUCUUGGCUGCUGGUCUAGUCUAAGCCUUGUAAUCUGUGGCUUUUUUCAGGUUUUAAUGAGAAUUAUGGUGUUGAUUAAAAGUCAUAUUAUGAACUCCUUUUCAACCUCGAAGAUAGUUUUAAUCAUUUAACAUUGAACUAUUGGUAGUCUUUACAUAGUUACUCUCUUGGGCUAUGCUGGACCAUGGUUUAAGGUUUAAUGUUCAAGAAAAUUAUUGUUCUAUUUCCAGGUUGUUUUAAAGGCCUGAAUACCAACAGUACUUAGAAACCAAAUUACUGUGUAAGAUCUAUGCUACAUUGUGCUGCCCUUGAUCAGACCGCAGAUUUUAACAAAAAUUCAAGUCAAAUCGGAGUUCAGAAUGUUAGACAAAGUCAUCCAUUAUUGAUUAUAAAUGAUAAUAUAUUCAUACAUACUUGAAUAUUCAUGUAUUGGAGUGUUUUAUGCGUGUGGACAAUCAGAUUCUUUGACCCUGUCUCAUAAAAAUUGUUAUCAACAAAAGCUACCGAAAUGCUUCUGUUUGAUUGGCUAAGAGCAAUGUUGUGAUAUAUUUACAAGUGUUAUGAAACAUGGCCUUGGUGUGGUGAUUAUGACACUGACUCAAACAUAUUUGUGAUCAUGUUGGUAACAGCUCUUUGAUUUUUUUUUUGUAAAUGUACAAAAGUAUUAUUUAUACCAAAAAAGAAAUUAGUGCCAUCACUUUGCAAAAUUAUUUGAUUUCAGUCAUCUUCUUGCAAUAUUUCCAGAAAGUGCAUUCCAAGUAAGUAAAUCUUAAUUAUGAUAUUCAGUAAUAUCUAAGUAAAUAGGAACUGCAGAGAGAUGGCUCAUGUUAUUAUUUGUUCAAUAAAAAAGUAUAUUAUUGAAAAUAUUUUGAUUAUUAUUAAGGGGGUUGAAAUAAUUUGUAUGUAUCAUAAGGCAGGCAUGCAAAUUGCGCCCAUAUUGUGACAUCACUUGUGUUAUCCUGAGAGAAUGGCCAACCACAUUGAACACAGCGCCAUACAUUAAUCACUGCAUUUCUCUUUCAAAGUGAUAAAGAAUUCCAUCUUAACACUUUUAUUCUCCAUGGAUCUCAAAUGUAGUUCUACUUAUUCAUCUUUAUUCUUCCCUGCGCUUGGAAUUGAUUGUUCAGUUAAAUAUUCAUUCGUUUUGAUUUUUAAUUGCUUCCCAUUUUCCCAAGAAAAAGGGGUCGACCCGCAAGCCUCUAAUGAUAAUGACUGAUGGGGCAGGAAUUAUGAAUGCUCUAUUCAGACAAUGCCAUCUUUGCUAGUGUAUGUCUACAUUGACAAAAUAAGAUGCACAACAUCAGGUUUCAUGAUGAUGUUAUUUUGAUUUGUAUGCUUGAGACUGCCAAUAUGUAAAAUAUUGUUUAGAACGAGGAUGUUAGGACCAGGGCUCCGUAGCACAAAGAUUAGCGAUCAAUCGCUAAAUGAACUGACAAAUCAAGAUCAAUGUUACACAUGCAUUUAGUGCAAAAUACUCACCAGGAACCAAUCAGUGCGGUUCUUUCAUAUUUCCAAUCCAUCGCAAACUUUUGUGUCGAGUACUGAUUAGUACAGAACCUGGGCAGUAUUAUUCUAAUUUGUGUUCAUGAUUUUAAGCCAAUUUGCUUCCGUGCAACGAUGACGUGAUCCUUGAAGGUACUCGGUGAUGGUAGACGCCAGCCCAGGCAUCAUGUAAUACACGACUUUCAGACAUUUGGGAUAUAUAAAGCUACAUGUGGAUAUCAAAGUGUACAUGAAAUUAUGCUGUCCACAUUCUCUGCUGUAUUAACACAAGAAUGUCACAAGAAAUUGUGUUAAAUAUGGGAAAAUGGGGAGUAUAGGAAGAAUGAGAUACUAGGGAAGAAAGAGAUGGGGACAAGAGAGUUUGAGGAGAGAAUGUGGGCAAGAGAAAAUAGUGAAUGAGAGAGGGAGAAAGAGUGGGAGGAGAAAGUAAAGAGUCCUCUGUAAACAAUUUUGUUUGAAUUAUCAUAUUGUCAGGUUUAAAUUUUUUGUUCAUUGUACAGUUUUUUGUAUUGUUCAUUUCAAAUAUGAUCAGGGGGGUGUUUCACAAAGAUUUAAGUACGACUUAAGUCGCAUUUAAAUGCCGACGCGUACAUGAUAUGCAACGCGCGAUCUUAUUGAUAGAUACGCAGUAGUGCGCGUCCUCAUGGCACGAUCUGACCAAUGCGGUCAAGCCUUUCAUACCGUACGCAACUCGGUAUUUAAGUGCGACUCUAAGUCAUACUUAAAUCUUUGUGAAACACCCCCCUGAUCAUAUAUUUGAAGAUAACCAAAAAUCAUAAUCUUAACCUAAUAAACUAACCACUGGCACAUCCCUAUAUUAUUCACCAGUGGGGGAAAAAACAGCAAUCCAUAGGUUAAAUGUUUAAUUUAGUGAUAAUGCACUAUGAGAUUGUUUAACUGUUUUUUAUAUGAAUUGUGAUUAUGUGAUAUCUGUAUAUAAGAAACGCAACUGAAAUUGAAUACUAGUAUAUGUUUAUGUACAGUGUACUUGUAAUUUGAACUGCAAUCUUGAAAUUGUUUAGGUUUUGAUGAUUGAUAUGAAUGAAACUUUCUUUUUGGCUACAACCGCACCAACCCCAGCACCCCUUCAAAAAAGGAA
This is a messenger RNA of Lytechinus pictus (painted urchin), 3493 nucleotides long. Its product is annotated as transmembrane protein 135-like. The record is from RefSeq and is a predicted model, not a curated record. NCBI's taxonomy places the organism in Eukaryota, Metazoa, Echinodermata, Echinoidea, Temnopleuroida, Toxopneustidae. The transcript has 9 exons. Bases 1 to 915 code for a protein of 304 amino acids.